AGCCAAUGGGAGCACAGUAUUCAUCGCACCGGUUAAAUGAAGCGCUGUGAUUGGCCGCACACUUGAACAGGUGCUGUGCGUCAUCCGCCAUAACGUACGUGAAUGUGAAAGUGUGCUUUGUUUAGAAUAUUGUUAAAUCCAGUGUUGUGUAAGUUAUUAAUUAAGGUACAGUGUUAUUAAAGUGUAAAGUGUUAUCUAUGUGUUAUUAACUUAUUAAUCAUGACCGAGUGGUACAGAAUGAAUACGGGAUUGACUAAGCAUAAUUCUACGGAACUGUCGGAAGAAAUGUCAGAUUCCUUCAAUACAUUUACGGAAAAUCUGAGUCCUAUCCCGCCAGUGUUUCCAAGGAAGCUGGAUUUUAGUUAUCCCGAUGAUGAAGAGAAAGUGGGAUCUCCAGCGCCUUCAUCAAUGAGUCCACCAUACAGAAAAGUUCGAGCUUUGAGGUUGUUCGACAGUCCCCGAACGCCGAUGAGCCUACUGGAGAAAUGCUCAUCAACACCAUCCCACAACACGUCGAGAUCGCGACUGUUUCCACCCAAACUUAAUACUGUACCAUGCAUUACCACGGGCUCCAGCCAUCACCUGCACCCGCCGGACGAGGACAGUGCGCUCGGCAGUAUGCAUGAGGACUGUAAACCCGUGGCCAACAUCAACCCGUUUACUCCUGAUGGUCAAGCAUUGAAUAAGAAGAAGCGGGCGCUCUCCAAAACACCAACGUCUAUGGGAGAUGGCACACCGGAGCAGCCUGCUAAAAGAUUGAGGGAGUCUAACAUAUCUCGCUACAACGUAGAGUUUAUCGAGCUCGACGUGAUCGGCCGCGGCGAGUUCGGCCGCGUCACGCGCUGCGUCAACAAGCUGGACGGAUGCGUGUACGCACUCAAGCGGUCCCUCAGGCCUGUCGCGGGCUCUGCGCAGGAGCGUGCCGCGCUCACCGAGGUGUACGCGCACGCCGUGCUAGGGAAACAUCCCAGGGUCGUCAGAUACUACUCGGCGUGGGCAGAAGACGACCACAUGAUAAUCCAAAACGAGUAUUGCUCGGGUGACAGCCUUCAGCAGAUGAUGGAGAACGGACCGCUGCCUGAAAGUGAACUGUUACUACUGCUGUCCCAUGUUGCUGAUGGUUUAGCUUACAUCCACUCGUUACAACUCGUACACAUGGACGUGAAGCCUGGUAACAUCUUCGUGUGCAGCCGAGAAGGCGAACCAGCGGCGGACUCAGACGAUGACGACUAUAACACCAACACGCACAUAUACAAGAUCGGUGACCUGGGCCACGUGACGUGCGUAUCAUCCCCGCGCGUAGAGGAGGGAGACUGUCGCUAUCUCACUCGCGAGAUCAUUCAGGAGGAUCUCACACAUCUCACCAAGUCGGACAUAUUCGCCUUCGGUCUGACGCUGUUCGAGGCGGCGGGCGGCGGGCCUCUCCCCAAGAACGGUCCGGGCUGGCACGCGUUGCGCGACGGACAGCUGCCCGAACUACCCGGCAUCUCCCGAGAGUUCCACCAACUCAUACAGAAAAUGAUCGACCCGGACCCAAACCAGCGACCGUCCGCGAGCCGCCUGCGGAAGCACCCGCUGCUCCACCCGGCCGGCAAUAAGAGCAAGACGCAACUAACGAGGGAGCUAGCGGCCGCUAAGCUUAAAAACGAGUUGCUUACGAAGAAACUAGACGAAUAUGCGAGAUGUAUAAAGUCCCUAACCCCCGGCCGCCUGGUGAGCCAGGACUCCGCCAAGUUCCGCACGCGCUCCGCAAAACGCAUGCAAAAACCGAGGGAUCAUCUCGACACCAUGCAAACUACGAAUACGCCCAUGCACCGCUUGGACAGGCGGACGGACAGACGGAAAAAGGUAUAGAUAUAUAGCAUAUUGACAGAGAAAUUAAUAAUUGGAACUAUAAAUACAAAGGAUUUUGAUUGUCACGAGGAGACGGUGGAAUAUAUAGGUUUAUAGAUAACUGACCGGUUUUAAACUAAUACUAAUACAUAGGGAAACUUUGCGGAGGGGGGCACACAAUCCCACAGUCUGAGGUUUAUCGCGAAAUAAGAAAAUCUAAAUUUCGUAAUCUAACAUCUCUGUCACUUGCAUAUUCUAGCGAUAAAAAGGCAGAUAGAGAAAUUUCGGAUUCGCGUUUCCCGGUAGGUCCUCUGUAAACAAACCGCUUUGAUGCAUCGAUGUCAUAUUUUAUUAUCUCUGAAAACUUCUCAAAAAACUGUUAAAGGCACAGUGUAUAAGCUCCUCUAUGGUUUACCAAAGAGGCUAGUGCUGCACUCUGGUGGCGGAACAUUGCAGUAAUACCCCCUAUUUAGUUCGCAUUUCCUAGAAUUUCCUUCUACAUCUAAAUAUUUAGUACUAGUGGGCACACGAAAUGUAACAAAUAAAUAUAUCGCUUUUGUGUUGUGCUGUACACACUCGUAGAGACAACCCGAUACUGGAUGAGAACGAGUGUAUACAUACUGGUCCCUUUUCGUCUCGCUCUUACUCCGAGACUCUAGGAGACGCUCUUGACGAGUGUGUAGGGUAAGGUAGGAAACAGUGGCUCAGUCGCCCCGAUAUCGCUAUCAUGUUGGAAUUAGGUUGAGUGAGUCACUGUACCCGGCUAAUUUCUGCGAGCCACUGUUUCCUACCCUACCCUACAGCGGGCAUUAAAUUGUUUACAAAAUCAAGCUAUAAUUAUUGUAAACAACAUUUGAACAACAUAUGUGGUAUUUUCUACAAAAAGCGCUUGGAGAUGGCGCUUACGCCAUUAUAAACGAUGCUUCAAUAUCGACAAUAAGGUCCCUUUUCAUAGAAAAUGCCCCAUAUUACGAAUAAGGAUACAACUAUAAUAGUGUAAUAGAGACUAAUUACUAUUGGGGAUUAUUUUUCUUAGUUGUUACCACUGGGGAUAAGGGGUCAUCUAUU
Cydia strobilella is the source of this 2901-nucleotide messenger RNA. RefSeq names its product wee1-like protein kinase. NCBI's taxonomy places the organism in Eukaryota, Metazoa, Arthropoda, Insecta, Lepidoptera, Tortricidae. The coding region runs from base 220 to 1854 and encodes 544 amino acids. The transcript is spliced from 11 exons. Gene Ontology annotation, cellular component: cytoplasm; nucleus. Gene Ontology annotation, molecular function: non-membrane spanning protein tyrosine kinase activity; ATP binding; magnesium ion binding. Gene Ontology annotation, biological process: mitotic cell cycle; protein phosphorylation; negative regulation of G2/MI transition of meiotic cell cycle. The record is from RefSeq and is a predicted model, not a curated record.